Messenger RNA from Hyaloscypha bicolor E, 846 nucleotides. RefSeq lists its product as uncharacterized. The transcript has 2 exons. The record is from RefSeq and is a predicted model, not a curated record. Lineage: Eukaryota; Fungi; Ascomycota; Leotiomycetes; Helotiales; Hyaloscyphaceae. Bases 1 to 846 code for a protein of 281 amino acids.
AUGGAUAAGAGUCGUCUCGACCUAAUCUCUGGCUCGCCACUGCCUGACUUUAUCCUGGAUCGUCUCCUUUCUAGCAAUGCAGGCAACGUUGAGAAAACGCACGAGGACAAAGAAAUGAUCCCUUUCCAUCCAUCGUCUGCCGAUUCCGUGCAAUUCUGCAGGUUUCUUGACCUUCCCAUCGAACUCCGCCUGAUGAUCUGGCGAUAUCUGCUUCCGGAUGGAUGCUAUGUGCAGCUUCGUGCACCCUGUCAUUGUACUUCGUGCCCAUCCCAGCGUACCUGGGGGGUGGAUCGCCAAUGGCGUCUCCCAAACCCUGGCGGCCUUCUCGGACUGGGGAAGACCCGUCGUGACAAGCAGCCCGGCCCGUCAACAUUGAGAGUCUGCAGAGAGGCCCGAAAAGAGACACUUCAGCACUACAUCGCUCUGUUUGAAGACGAUUGUACAUUCACGACGGUAUAUUUCUCACCGAAAUGGGAUAUCCUAAGCUUAGAAAACUGCAUCGGGCCUUUUGUCAAAGAACUGCACGGCUUUGCUCCUAAAUUGAAGGAGCAACUAAACAUAGUAAAACGAAUCUCCUUUGGAGUGGGGGACAGCUCUCGUCGGAAUAAACGUGAUGGAGUCGUCGAGUUCUGGUUUUGUUUUAAAGGUGUUGAAGAGGUUAUUUUGAACCGUUACCAGCAUCAUCCGAUCGAUACAGUUGGCAUCCAAAAAAAGCUUCAAAGAUAUAGAGACCGCUUGGCGGAAUGGCAGAACUCGCCAAAGUGCCCCAAGAAUGCAAUUAAGACGAUUAAGGUCCUCACUUUCGAUCACGUGUUGCACGAAUUGCAACCCACCGCCGCGUCUUGA